Molecule: messenger RNA, 1623 nt
Organism: Cladophialophora psammophila CBS 110553
Lineage: Eukaryota; Fungi; Ascomycota; Eurotiomycetes; Chaetothyriales; Herpotrichiellaceae
Exons: 1
Coding region: 1-1623 (540 amino acids)
Source: RefSeq, a predicted model, not a curated record
AUGGCAUCGCCUGCUAUCCAUCCGAGCAAGCCUUCAGGCUUGGUUGAUCCUCGACAAUCCGGGGACUAUCCCAUCAUCCUCGGAGAGAGCCUGAAGGCAGAUGCGAAAGCCCAGGACUUGUUUCUGAACAUUCGAUAUAACUGGCAACCCAAAUCCGGCUUCGGCGCCCGUGAGAGUCGACUGAGAAAGGCUGGUGACCGAUAUCAUCUGGAAGUGUCCGAUAGUGACUCCGCUGAAUACGAGUAUCUGAGCAGCAAGUCGCGUUCGGAGCCUUCAGGGACACCCGAUGACCAGUCAAGAUCACUAGCUCUCAUCUUCGACCAGUCCAAGUCUGCCUUCGUCUUGGAGGCCAUCUCGACGUCUUUGGACAUGAACCUGAAAGCUGCGCCGGGCAUGUCCUCCAAGGACGCUCGGGCAUUGCCGCAACUACCUGGCCAUCUACAGUCGUCUACAAAACAACCGGAAGCAAACGGGCACGCAGCCCCAUCUUCCGACGACGAGACGCCGGAUCCGUCCAACCCCUACGACUUCCGACAUUUCCUUGCCGAAGCACGCGAAACCCUCGAAAAGUCAACAAAUGUGCCGGGCAAUCGUACGCCCAUUCCAGGCAGUCGGACUCCGAUGAGUGGCACGACCACGCCUGCCCCUGGAGGAAGUCGAUUCUUGCCUACUACACCACAAUCCCGACCGACCUCGAUUCCUGCCACUUCUAGAGCAACGCAACAGCGGAAGAAGAAGAGCGAAGAUGUAUCUCGAGGGCCCGGUCGUGCACCCGCUGCCAAGGCCCCCACAAAGCGAGACAUGCCCAAGCCUACCCAACCUCUCAGCAAAGCCCGCGUUUUUGACUCUGACGAAGAUGAUGAAUCUAGCGACGUGACUCGAGCAGCUGCACCUAAAUCAGCGAGCACCACCGCGAGACCAAGUCAGCCAAAGGCUGGAAAAGGCCACACGCGCAAUGUCUCUGACAAUAUCGGCAGCUCACCCCAUAUCAUCAUCAACGACGAUGAUGGCGAUCUGGAAAUCGACAUGGGCAGUCCCCCUCCAGACAAUGGACGCUCUCGACGUGGGAGGGUCGAUCCAGAGAUGUUCCGCAGUCAUACCGCAACGCCGAUUGGUGGGUUAAGUUCGAAUAUUGGGCGUUCUACUUCAAGGCCGGUUUCUAAACCGCCUGUGGAGGAGAUCGCCAGGGGUCGUCCUGGCAGAGAAAGGGAUAGAGGACGGGACACGGAUAGGGACGUGACGAUGAAAGAUAUUGAAGGCGCCUCUUCGGGGGGAGAAGACGAAGACGUGGAGGAGUUCGAGCUGGGAAGUCCAAGGGAGAAGAGCAUUGUCGUGCCGAACAGAGGAGAUGUUUCGAGAUCGCAGGAUGAUGUGUCAGAAGAUGAAGACCGGCGAGACCGUGGUCGUCGGCCACAACAGCAACAGCAGAUUGACCAAGCCCCGCCAACACCACCUGAACCAGUCAAUUCGCACGACGAUGACGACGAAGAUCUACUUGAAGCGGCACUAGAAGCGGCGCUGGAAGAAGAGGACGAGAACGAGGAUAGAGGUAUUGGCUUGGGCAUUGGAAUGGCGCAUGGAAAUAUGCAGGAUGACGAGAGCGAGGUUAGCGAAGAGGAGUAA